Messenger RNA from Hydatigera taeniaeformis, 204 nucleotides. The record is from the annotation of a GenBank genome assembly. Lineage: Eukaryota; Metazoa; Platyhelminthes; Cestoda; Cyclophyllidea; Taeniidae.
AUGCUGAACGACUUGUCCACACUCUGCAGGGCGAGACUGACCGCCUGGAGGGCUGAAAAACGCACCGCCAUUGCCGAGUCGGAGACACUGAAGAGGCAGGAGGAGCUUGCUCGUCUUGAAACUGAAUUGGAUGCCGAGAAGACGAUGAAUGCGAGCCUGCGGGAGGACAUGGAGAACAUCGCAGCAGAGUUGCAGAACAUCUGA